GGACAUCAUCGAUCCCCGCACGCUCUUUGUUACUGAGAGUCGUCUUAAAGAAGCUGUGCAGUUGCUGGAGGAUUAUAAACAUGGGACUUUACCCCCAGGAGUCACCAACAAAGAGCUUUGGGGAGCUCAAAAAAUAAAGCAGGCCAUCAUACAUCCUGACACUAAUGAGAAGAUCUUCAUGCCUUUCAGGAUGUCAGGUUACAUUCCUUUUGGAACACCCAUCGUUGUUGGUCUUCUCCUGCCUAACCAGACGCUGGCAACCACUGUUUUUUGGCAGUGGUUGAAUCAGAGCCACAACGCAUGUGUCAACUAUGCAAACCGAAAUGCAACAAAGCCUUCUCCAACAUCCAAGUUCAUCCAGGGCUACUUGGGAGCUGUCAUAAGCGCUGUCUCAAUUGCGGUGGGCCUUAAUGUUCUGGUUCAGAGAGCAAACAAGUUUACUCCAGCCACCCGUCUCUUGAUCCAGAGGUUCGUGCCGUUCCCUGCUGUAGCGAGUGCCAAUAUCUGCAACGUUGUCCUGAUGAGGCACACGGAGCUGGAAGAAGGGAUCGACGUCCUGGACAGCAAUGGGAACAUUGUCGGAUCUUCCAGAAUUGCUGCCAAACAUGCACUGAUGGAGACAGCCCUGACUAGAGUAGUCCUGCCAAUGCCUAUACUGGUUCUACCUCCAAUUAUUAUGUCUCUUCUGGAAAAAACAUCUUUCCUGCGAUCCCGGCCCCGGAUGGUCCUCCCCGUGCAAGGCCUUGUGUGCCUCGCGGCCUUUGGCCUGGCUCUUCCCUUGGCCAUCAGUCUCUUCCCGCAGAUGUCGGAGAUCGAGACCUCUCGACUGGAGCCAGAAAUAGCAGUGGCCACACCCAGUAAGACUGUUGUCUACAAUAAAGGGUUGUAAGUGGACGUGGAUCCUCUCAACACAGAAGAUUUGAGGAGGAGAAGGGGGGAAAACAAGCACUAGAACUCAGAGAUUGUAACCUAUUACCGCUCUCAGGAGCUGGGAGUGAAUUAACACUUUCAGAAUAUUGACACCUCACAUCAGUCAAAAAGAUUCAUAUUUAAGGUUUUAAAUUAGCAACGAGAAGAAAAACAAAUGACUUUCAAACACUUUAGAGAGCUAGCUACCAUAUAACGUCCUGAAUUAGAAACAGCGCUGCAUGGAAAGGCGUUUAAUGAUAUGUUGACAUGGGUAUGCCUAACUCACCAUGAAAGUAGACUACACAAGACACUUUUGUUUUUUAAUAAGAAUUAAAUCUCCACACUUGGAUGCUGCACAGAUAUCACUCUCUAGAAAUCAAUUGGUGCAUGAAUUAGAAGUGCUAGCUAGGGCGUUUGAUACGUGUACAGUAUUGAUUAAAUGUCAAUCUCGCACCAGUAAUCUUGCACAAAAACAACCUUUAGUUAGGUUUGUGACACUUUGAUUCUAAACAAAUAACACGAUGAAGGUCUUAGCCUGUGUGCCCUCCCUCCCUCUCUGACAAACAGCCACAAUCAGACCCUGCCAUUCAUUGGAUAUUCUGUGUGAUUGGCGCCGAAGGCUCUAGCUUAUUGGCAGACUUUGCCCAGGGUAGCAAGAUAACGAAACAUCAACCUGCCAACGUACAGUGCACAGAAUGGGAAGAGAUCUAUCGGUAGAAAGAACACAGAUCUGUCCCAUAACUUUGCAUAAUGGGCCAAAUUCUGUUCUCAUUGGCAUACUCCAGGCAUAACUUUACUGGUUUCUGUUAAAAUACACUGGAAUUAAUAAGAGCAGAAUUAGGCCUAAAUGGUGAAGGGACAGAGCUUCAGCUGGUAUAAACCAGUGUUUCUCAACCUUUUUAUAUAUAUAUAUAUAUAUAAAGUACCC
Messenger RNA from Pelodiscus sinensis (Chinese soft-shelled turtle), 1837 nucleotides. Lineage: Eukaryota; Metazoa; Chordata; Testudines; Trionychidae. The record is from RefSeq and is a predicted model, not a curated record.